AACUAGGCAGAAUCAAAGAGUGGGUAAUGAUCGGCCAUAAUUGGCUGCAUCAGCUAGCAGAGCCUUGCAGCUCUCUUCUCACUCUUGCAACUACCAAUAGCUAGCGUUCUAGUCUGUCUUGCAAGGACACAUAGUAUCUGGAGUCAUGUCUCAUGCCGAUGGUGAGAGAACAGAGCUGCUUGAACUAAAUAAGAAAGUGGAUCAGAUUAAGGACAAAACAACGGAAAAUGUGAAAAAGAUAAAACAGCGUGAAUACAAUUUGGGAAUACUGAGUGACGAAGUUGAUCACGUGGAACAAAAUGCAAAAGAUUUCAAGAAAUCUGCCGAGAAUGUGAAUAGGGCGGAGUGUUGUAAGACGUAUAAGCUUUGGAUUAUUCUAAUAACAAUUGUUGUGGUCAUCAUACUGGUCUUGGCUGUCAUUCUGAUAGGAGUACUUGUGAGUCUCUUCAAAAGAUAACAGCCUUGCAUUCGUACCAUGCAUUAUGACAAUCAAUAUGACAGUGUGUGUAUACGUACUUAUAUUUGGCUAAUCAUUUUUGACAAUUAAUCACUCAUCGUUUACAUAAAAUUACGAUCAAUAUAA
Messenger RNA from Halichondria panicea, 583 nucleotides. Its product is annotated as synaptobrevin-B-like. The transcript is spliced from 6 exons. NCBI's taxonomy places the organism in Eukaryota, Metazoa, Porifera, Demospongiae, Suberitida, Halichondriidae. Gene Ontology annotation, molecular function: SNAP receptor activity; syntaxin binding. Gene Ontology annotation, cellular component: SNARE complex; plasma membrane. Gene Ontology annotation, biological process: vesicle fusion; vesicle-mediated transport. The record is from RefSeq and is a predicted model, not a curated record. Bases 146 to 457 code for a protein of 103 amino acids.